UCUCUCUCACACACACACACACACACACACACACACACACACACAGAGCAAGAGGAAAAAAGAGGCAGCAGAAAUCUCAGCUGUACUUCUAGCCCUUUUAAAAAGUUUGCUCUGUAAAUUGGAAUGAGGUCAGAUUUGGAGCUUCUCAUUGCACGCGGAGAUUAUUAUUGCAUCGGGUUCCAAGCCAAUGGGAAGCCCGGGGGAGGGGCUUGGCACGAGGAAGCGUUGGUUACAGCGGCUGAUUGGCUGAGGCCAGGACUGUGAAAGGAUAAAGAGGCGCGAGGCGGAAUUGGGGUCUGCUCUAAGCUGCAGCAAGAGAAACUGUGUGUGAGGGCAAGAGGCCUGCUUCGCUCCCAGGUCUCUAGUUCUUGCACGCUCGUUAAGAGUCUGCACUAGAGGAACUCUGCCAUUACCAGCUCCCUUCUUGCAGAAGGGAGGGGGAAACAUACAUUUAUUCAUGCCAGUCUGUUGCAUGAAGGCUUUUUGGCUUCCUACCUUGCAACAAAAUAAUUGCACAAACUCCUUAGUGCCGAUUCCGCCCACAGAGAGUCCUGGAGCCAGAGUCUUUUUUGCUUUGCAUUGUAGGGAAGGGACUAAGUGCUAGAGACAAUGUCGCUUUCCUGAGCUCCGGGGAGCGCUCGUGAACUGGAAUCAACUGCUUCGGGGGAAGGAAAGAAAAAAGAGAGAGAGAGAAAGAAAGAAAGCGGAAAAAAAAAAAAGGACUUGCCUGGGAGAGGCGGCGGCGGCUAGCAACUUGCAGUGGAAGCUUCAGCAAGCAGCAUUCGAGAAGAAACUCCUCUCCACUUGAGCAAGGUCUCCAGACUCCGCGGCGAGAGGCAGAAGAGCCAACUGCAGCAGCAGCGCGGUGAGAGCUAGCGAGAGGGAGAGAGAGGGAGAGAGAGAGAGAGAGGGAGAGAGGAGAGAGGGGAGGAGAGCGAGCCAGCCAGAGAGACGCUCCAGCCUGGGAACUACAACUCCUCUGCAAGAGACGGAGUGCGCCCGCCCCGCCGCUCCUGGAGACUUCGCCCCGCUCGCCCGCCUCCGCCCCGGCCGGGAGCCGCGGGGCCCCGCGCGGCCGCCGCCGCCGCGCGCGUCCUCCCGCUCGGCGGCCGCUUGGCCCGGGGAGCCGGGGGGGACCCGGCGAUCGCGCGUCCAGGAGGGGCCGAGCGCGCGCGCGCGGGGGGCGCCCGCCGAGCCGGGGCCAUGGUGCAGCAAACCAACAACGCCGAGAACACCGAGGCGCUGCUGGCCGGCGAGAGCUCGGACUCGGGCGCCGGCCUGGAGCUGGGCAUCGCCUCGUCGCCGACGCCCGGCUCCACGGCGUCCACGGGCGGCAAGGCCGACGACCCGAGCUGGUGCAAGACGCCGAGCGGCCACAUCAAGCGGCCCAUGAACGCCUUCAUGGUGUGGUCGCAGAUCGAGCGGCGCAAGAUCAUGGAGCAGUCGCCCGACAUGCACAACGCCGAGAUCUCCAAGCGGCUGGGCAAGCGCUGGAAGCUGCUCAAGGACAGCGACAAGAUCCCCUUCAUCCGGGAGGCGGAGCGGCUGCGCCUCAAGCACAUGGCCGACUACCCCGACUACAAGUACCGGCCCAGGAAGAAGGUGAAGUCGGGCAACGCCGGCGCGGCGCACGCCGCCAGCGCCGCCAGCGCCGCCAAGCCCGGCGACAAGGGAGACAAGGUCGGUGGCAGCGGCGGGGGCGGCGGCGGCGGCGGCGGCCACGCAGGGGGAGGCGGCGGGGGCAGCGGCGGGGGCAGCGGCGGGGGCAGCAGCAGCAGCGGCGGCGGCAGCGGCGGCGGCGCCUCCAAACCGGCGCAGAAGAAAAGCUGCGGCUCCAAAGCGGCGGGCGGCGGCGGCCUGGGCAAGCCCUACGCCAAGCUCAUCCUGGCGGGCGGCAAGGCGGCGGCGGCCGCCUUCGCCGCCGAGCAGGCCACGCUGCUGCCGCUGGGCGCCGCGGCCGCCGACCACCACUCGCUGUACAAGGCGCGGACUCCCGGCGGCGCCGCCACCGCCGCCCCGGCCGCGCUGGCCACGCCGCCGCCGCCGCCGCCGCAGCCCGCGCCCAAGCACCUGGCGGACGGCGGCGCCAAGAAGGUGAAGCGCGUGUACCUGUUCGGCGGGCUGGGCGCGGCGGCGUCCCCCGUGGGCGCGGACCCCAGCGACCCCCUGGGCCUGUACGACGACGCGGCGGCCGGCUGCUCGCCCGACGGCCCGUGCCUGAGCGGCCGCAGCAGCGCCGCGUCCUCGCCCGCCGCCGGCCGCUCGCCCGCCGACCACCGCGGCUACGCCAGCAGCCUGCGCGCCGCCUCGCCCGCCCCGUCCAGCGCGCCCUCGCACGCGUCCUCGUCCCACUCGUCCGCCUCGUCCUCGUCCUCGUCGUCGUCCUCCUCCUCCUCUUCGUCCUCGUCCUCCUCGUCCUCCUCCUCCUCCUCGUCCUCCUCCUCCUCGUCCGCCUCGUCGUCGUCGGGCUCCUCGUCCUCGUCCGACGACGAGUUCGAAGACGACCUGCUCGACCUGCACCCCAGCUCAAACUUUGAGAGCAUGUCCCUGGGCAGCUUCAGCUCGUCGUCGGCGCUCGACCGGGACCUGGAUUUUAACUUCGAGCCGGGCUCGGGCUCGCACUUCGAGUUCCCGGACUACUGCACCCCCGAGGUGAGCGAGAUGAUCUCGGGCGACUGGCUCGAGUCCAGCAUCUCCAACCUGGUCUUCACCUACUGAUGGCAGCGCGCGCGCGCGCCAGCGCGCGCAGGGGGGCUGGGAGCCGACCGGUGUCCCCCCCCUCACACACACAACACACACACACACACACACACGCACACACCCACACACACACGCGCGCGCACACACACACACACACACACACACACCGGGGCGCGGGAGGUGGGGGAGAGGUGGGGGGCCACCUCUCCUCCGACAGACAAAGAAACGAAACGAAACGAAACAAAAAAAAGGCUAAGAAGAAAGGAAGAGGAAAAAAGAAAAAGCGAGCAGAAGACUGGAGAGAGAAGAGGGAGCAAGAAAAAGAAGGAAAAAAGGGGGGAAAUGGAAAAGGAAGAGGAAAGAAAAAAAGGGACCAGGACCGGCUGCGGCUGCGUCCCGGGCUGUUUGGAGAAGCGGGAGCGUGGUGUUUUUUUUUUUCUUUUUUGGGGGGGUGCCCAGUGCGCUCCCAUCCCCCACCUCUCCGAGUGGCGGGCCAGCGGGACGCGGAGGGUAGACAGGGGCGAUGUUUUAUUGUUGUUGAUGUUGUUGACGGCAAAGAAGCUACUUGGAGUUUCCUUCUCCCCCACCCCUUUGCUUGAAGAGACCCCCCCAACUCCCCUUCUUCCACCGAGCUUCCGGACUUGUCUGCACCCCCACUUUGUCCUCCCUCCACCUCGGGCAAGAAGUUGGUAGUUGGUUCUGGAAACUGAAGGAAUUCUCGUCUCCCUCUCAUCCUCUUGGUGUGUUUUAUUGUUUUUUUUCCACCCCUGUGCCCCCCCCCUCUUUUUUUUCUAUAUUUUUUGUUUCUUGGCCAAGAGGAGGAAAAGGGAAAAAAAAAAAAGAAAGAAAGAAAUCCACCGCGGCCCUGGGGAAGGGGGGGAGGGGGUUGUGCCUUUGCACCCCCGCCCGUUUCACGCACACACCCCCUUGCCCAUCCCGGGUUGCAGAACACGGCGAGCUGCCGGGGAGGCGAAGUUGACCGACGGCAGAGGUUUUUUGGGGGGGAGGGGGGUCGCGCGCACGUCGCGCGCUGGGACUCAAAAGACUCCACGCUGGCGAAUGCACCCCCCUCCUUUCUUUUUAUUUUUUUUUUCUUUGCAUUUCCCGCCCCCCCCCUCCGCCCCUCUCCUUUUCUUGUCCUUGCAGCCGGAUGGGGAGAUGUUGAGUGACCGGCGCGCUCGGGAAGAGAACCGAGUUGGAAGCCUCGGCGGCGGGGCCGGGGGUGGCGAGGGCCGCGGACCGGCCGGGGCCGGGGAUCGGACUGAAUUGGAUUUGCACGUCCCGGGGAUGCGGUGGCGGCGACGUGCGACUCCCCGGGGCCCGCGGGCGUGCAGCGCAGCGGACGGGACUCGAGGAUGCGGUCCCGGGGCAGUGGAGGGCCAGUUGGUGUCUAAGUGGGGGGUGGGGCGGGGCGGUGGGGGUGGGGAAGAAAAAAAAGGAAAAAAAAAGGUUUUUUUUUUUUCUUCUCUUAAUCGGAAUCGUGAUGGUGUUGGAUUAUUUCACUGGUGGGGUUAAUAUAGCAUGUUAUCCUGUCUAUCUUUUAAAAGAUUUCUGUAUUAAGACUGUUGAGCAGUUUUUAAAAUAGUGUAGGAUAAUAUAAGAAGCAGAUAGAUGGCGCUAUGUUUGAUUCCUACAACGAAAUUAUCACCAGCUUUUUUUCAUUCUUAACUCUUUAAAGGAUUCAAACGCAACUCAAAUCUGUGCUGGACUUUAAAAAAACAAUUCAGGACCAAAUUUUUGCUCAGUGUGUAUGUGUGUAUUCCUUCUAGGUGUAAAUGAGAAGACUUUUUUUUUUUCCCCUCACCGAUGCUCCAUCCUCGUAUUUUUUUUUCCUUGUAAAUGUAAUCAGAUGCCAUUUUAUAUGUGGAAGUAUUUAUACUGGCCAAACAUUAUUUUCUUAUUUUGUCCCUUUUUUUUCCUUUUUAAAAAUCUUUUUUUUAACUUCCUUUAUUCCUUUUUCUUUUCUUCUUUUUCUUUUAUUUUUUUUUAUAUAUAUUGUUGUUACCCACGCCAUUUUACGUCUCCUUCACUGAAGGGCUAGAGUUUUAACUUUUAAUUUUUUAUAUUUAAAUGUAGACUUUUGACACUUUUAAAAAAACAAAAAAGACAAGAGAGAUGAAACGUUUGAUUAUUUUCUCAGUGUAUUUUUGUAAAAAAUAUAUAAAGGGGGUGUUAAUCGGUGUAAAUCGCUGUUUGGAUUUCCUGAUUUUAUAAUAGGGCGGCUGGUUAAUAUCUCACACAGUUUAAAAAAAUCAGCCCCUGGUUUCUCCAUGUUUACACUUCAAUCUGCAGGCUUCUUAAAGUGACAGUAUCCCUUAACCUGCCACCAGUGUCCACCCUUCAACCCCAGUCUGAGACAGAGAGGGGGAGAUUCAGCCACACACCCUUUGCUUUUAAGAACACAUCUUUUUUUUUAAGAAAACAAAAUACUGUUCUGUCCAGAGGCUUUAAAGACUGGUGCAUUUACAUCAAAAAAAUAAAAGGGAUCCUGUAGCUUUAACUUGUAAACCACAUCUUUUUUGCACUUUUUUUAUACGCAAAAACGUGCCGUUUAAACCACUGGAUCUAUCUAAAUGCCGAUUUGAGUUCGCGACACUAUGUACUGCGUUUUUCAUUCUUGUAUUUGACUAUUUAAUCCUUUCUACUUGUCGCUAAAUAUAAUUGUUUUAGUCUUAUGGCAUGAUGAUAGCAUAUGUGUUCAGGUUUAUAGCUGUUGUGUUUAAAGAUUGAAAAAAGUGGAAAACAUCUUUGUACAUUUAAGUCUGUAUUAUAAUAAGCAAAAAGAUUGUGUGUAUGUAUGUUUAAUAUAACAUGACAGGCACUCGGACGUCUGCCUUGAUAAGGCAGUUCCGUUAAGGGUUUUUGUUUUUAAACUUUUUUCUUUUUUUUUCUUUUUUUUUCCUUUUUUUUUGCCAUCCAUCCUGUGCAAUAUGCCGUGUAGAAGAAUAUUUGUCUUAAAAUUCAAGGCCACAAAAAAAAAAAAAGUUUGGGGGAAAAAAAAAUAAGAAAAUCAUGCCAGCUAAUCAUGUCAAUCCACUGCCUGUCAGAUUGUUGAUAUAUACCUUCUGUAAAUAACAUUUUUUUGAGAAGGAAAUAAAAUCAGCUGGAACUGAAC
Messenger RNA from Sorex araneus (European shrew), 5815 nucleotides. RefSeq names its product SRY-box transcription factor 4 (gene SOX4). NCBI's taxonomy places the organism in Eukaryota, Metazoa, Chordata, Mammalia, Eulipotyphla, Soricidae. The record is from RefSeq and is a predicted model, not a curated record. Bases 1204 to 2718 code for a protein of 504 amino acids. Gene Ontology annotation, molecular function: RNA polymerase II cis-regulatory region sequence-specific DNA binding; DNA-binding transcription activator activity, RNA polymerase II-specific. Gene Ontology annotation, biological process: positive regulation of transcription by RNA polymerase II; cell differentiation; anatomical structure morphogenesis. The transcript has a single exon.